Hibiscus syriacus is the source of this 1123-nucleotide messenger RNA. RefSeq names its product dof zinc finger protein DOF3.4-like. The transcript has a single exon. Gene Ontology annotation, biological process: regulation of DNA-templated transcription. Gene Ontology annotation, molecular function: DNA-binding transcription factor activity; DNA binding. The record is from RefSeq and is a predicted model, not a curated record. Lineage: Eukaryota; Viridiplantae; Streptophyta; Magnoliopsida; Malvales; Malvaceae. Bases 278 to 970 code for a protein of 230 amino acids.
AAAAACCAGUUAAACAAACACAAAGACGCAUUCCUAGUCGAUCCAGCCGACCCUAAUCAGACCCCUCACUGUCUAGCUAGUCCAAACACAACACUGUAAAGCUAUGCUCCCUUCUCUCUCUUGUGUCCCAUAUAACCUUCGGAACAUGUUUUCACUGUCCCACAGAUUCUUUCACUCUCUCCCAUGAAAUCCCCUCUUCGUAUAUAACCCACAACAACACAACAUAAUCUAAGACAUAUAUACUAUACUUUGAGGCUGCUUUUGUUUUGGUCUGAAAAUGCCAGCGGAUUCCGGAGAUCAGAAUAGGCGUUUAAGCAAGGCGGUUAACCCGGGAGCGCCACCUCCAGAACAGGAACAGCUACCGUGCCCACGUUGUGACUCUACUAAUACUAAGUUUUGCUACUACAACAACUAUAACUUUUCUCAGCCUCGUCAUUUCUGCAAGUCCUGUCGUCGUUACUGGACUCAUGGUGGUACUCUCCGGGACAUCCCUGUUGGCGGUGGCACCAGGAAAAACGCUAAGCGUUCACGCACAGCUGCCUCCCACGUCCCCGCCGCCACCGCUAGUCAUAAUAACUUCCCGCUACCUGCUACGCCAGUUUUGUUGCCGAUCUCGGGUAAUCAAGGAAGUUUUGGUAUUGGUGGAGAAUCCAAGUGCAACGGUAGUGGUGGUGAUGGGAGUUUUACUUCGUUGUUGAAUACUCCAGGGCCUGGUUUUCUGGCUCUUGGUGGGUUUGGAUUUGGUAUUGCUCCGGCACUGGAUGAUGUUGGGUUUGGGCUUGGAAGAGGGAUGUGGGGCUUGUCAGGAAUGGGAGAUGUAGCCGCCGUUGUCGGUGGCGGGGCUGCUGCUGGCACGGGAAUGGGGACCACAUGGCAGUAUGAAGGUGGAGAGAGUGGGUUCGUUGGCGGUGGGGAUUGCUUUUCUUGGCCUGAUCUUGCUAUUUCAACGCCAGGAAAUGGGCUCAAGUGAAUCUUGUUCCUUUUUUCUAGUAUAAGUGGAAUUAGUGAGUGGUGAGAGUAAAACAUUAGCAACAUUAAAGUAGAUAUAGGACUAUGGCUUUUGUUUUUUGUUCUUUAGAUGACUCAAUGCCAUGUGAUUUGGUUUGUUUCGUCUACGAUAUUG